Molecule: messenger RNA, 1093 nt
Organism: Hevea brasiliensis (rubber tree)
Lineage: Eukaryota; Viridiplantae; Streptophyta; Magnoliopsida; Malpighiales; Euphorbiaceae
Product: bidirectional sugar transporter SWEET16
Exons: 6
Coding region: 103-1020 (305 amino acids)
Biological process (GO): carbohydrate transport
Cellular component (GO): membrane
Molecular function (GO): sugar transmembrane transporter activity
Source: RefSeq, a predicted model, not a curated record
CGUGUCUUCUUUUCUGGUUCGCAUGCACAUUUAUAUGUAUCUGUCUUUUUUCUCUACUUCAACCAUCUCUCUGUAGACACAAAGUACUAUACUCCAUUAUUCAUGGCUGCCUUAAGCUUCAUAAUUGGUAUCAUUGGUAAUAUCAUUUCUAUUCUGGUUUUUGCUUCUCCCAUAAAGACCUUUUGGACAGUGGUGAAGAAGAAAUCGACAGAAAAUUACAGAGGGGUUCCAUACAUAACUACAUUACUGAGCACAAGUUUAUGGACUUUCUAUGGACUUCUGAACCCAGAUGGUUUGCUUGUGGUAACAGUGAAUGGGACUGGUGUUGCUUUCCAGUUCAUUUAUGUCACUCUAUUUCUCAUCUAUGCUCCCAAGGAUAAGAAGGUGAAGACAGCAAAAUGGGUGGCUUUAUUAGAUGUGGGUUUUCUUGGGGCAGUGAUAACAGUAACCCUUUUAGCCGUCCAUGGAAAUCUGAGGCUUACCUUUGUUGGAAUUUUAUGCGCUGCAUUAACCAUAGGCAUGUACGCAGCACCUCUAUCUGCCAUGAGAACCGUGGUAAAGACCAAGAGUGUGGAGUACAUGCCAUUCUUGCUUUCCUUCUUCCUCUUCCUCAAUGGAGGUGUUUGGUCCGUCUAUGCAGUGAUCGUCAAAGACUUCUAUAUUGGAGUGCCCAAUGCAACAGGGUUCGCGUUGGGGUCAGCCCAACUAAUUCUUUAUGCAAUGUAUAAGAACAAGUCGAAGUCAGCUAAAUCCAUAGAAGCCAUGGAAGAAGUAGGCUCAGCUCACUUGGUCAAAGGAGGCAUCGAGAUGCAGUCGCACAAUGACGAUGAAGAUGAUGAGACUGGCAUCAACAACCGAAGCCUCAACAAGGGAAAAAGCCUACCAAAGCCAUCCGCAAAUAGACAAUAUAGCUUUAAAAAAAUCUUGAGGACACUUUCAUUGAAUGCUCAAGAUUUGCAAUCUGGUUGGCCCAAUGAGAGUGAUGUUGAGAAUAUGAAACUCGGAAACGAUCACCCUUGAGAGUUUUACAUUUUAAUAUGCUAUUGUAUGUCCUUGUAGCUUUUUUUAUACCUACUUCAAUUAAUUAUUUUAA